This is a messenger RNA of Candida tropicalis MYA-3404, 861 nucleotides long. RefSeq names its product Fpg1p (gene FPG1). Gene Ontology annotation, molecular function: DNA N-glycosylase activity; zinc ion binding; damaged DNA binding. NCBI's taxonomy places the organism in Eukaryota, Fungi, Ascomycota, Pichiomycetes, Serinales, Debaryomycetaceae. The coding region runs from base 1 to 861 and encodes 286 amino acids. The record is from RefSeq and is a predicted model, not a curated record. Gene Ontology annotation, cellular component: nucleus. The transcript has a single exon. Gene Ontology annotation, biological process: base-excision repair.
AUGCAUUUUGGAAUGACAGGAAUGGUUAAACUACGAAAUGUAAAAUCACAUUUGAUAAUGAUGGAAAAUGGUGGGGAUAAAAAAGCAUUGAAAAAAAUUGAAGAUGCUGUUAAUGAGAUCAAAGACGAAGAGGAUGAGAAUGAAAAUGAGGAAUGGCCACCUAGAUUUUCAAAAUUUGACAUGGAAUUAACCAAAGAUGAUCACAAGAUAGAAUUUGCAUUUACAGAUGCUAGAAGAUUAGGAAGGAUUAGGUUACUUAAAGGAGAAGAAGUCAAAACUAAUGAAGAUUUGCUAAAUACUGCACCAUUAAAUGCAUUGGGUCCAGAUUAUAGUAAACCGGAAGUACCACCAAAACAAACCAAGCCAUUUGUUUUUGGUGAUCCUGAUCCAGACCACCAUGGACGACCACGAUUGACAAUAUACGAGUUUAAUAAAUUGAUCUUAUCAAAAAAGAAGCCAAUAAAAAGUUUACUUUUAGAUCAAGCAUUUUUUGCGGGUGUGGGCAAUUGGGUUGGUGAUGAAAUUGUAUUUCAAGCAAGAAUACAUCCUAAUGAGGUGAUUUCCAAUAAGAUAGCAAAUGAUGGUUCCGAUGAUAUUCAUCCAGUGGUGCAGAAAUUAUACGAUUCAUUGAUUUCUGUUUGUGAAGAAGCAGUUUUGGUAGAAGGUGAUACAUCAAAGUUCCCCAAAAAUUGGUUAAUGUUAUAUCGAUGGGGGAAAGGUCGUAAAGAAAAGAGGAAAACACCACAGGGUUAUUCCCUAGAUCAUGUCACAGUAGGUGGUAGAACAAGUUGUUAUUGUCCUGAUUUGCAAAAGAUGCUUAAACAAGAGUCUGGAAGAAAACGUUUAAAAAAAGAAAAAUAG